GAGCGGGUGCGGGGCCCCCGGAGGCGCCGGCGGAGCCCGACCGCGACGGCCCCAGGGAAGAGGACGAGCCCAAGCUGAUGCCCGGCCCGCAGGUAGGAGCGAGCGAAGCGAGUCCGGUUGCUCGGGCGCUUUCACCUCCCCAGAGCGGGGUCGGGACGGGCUUGGGGAUGGACCAUUUCCCCCUUCAGGGCCGGGGCAGGAGUGGAGGCUGGAACCCUCUCUCCGAAGCCGAGAUUCGGGCGGUUCUGGUCUCCUGAGACCAGACUGCCUGACCCCUCCUGCCGCCUCCGGGCUGGAACAUAGGCUGCACCCACACUGGGACUGGACAGUGAUCCCGAGACCACAGCUCAGACCUCUGUCCUUCAGCUUCCCCGUGCCCACCUGCUCCCCCACCCACUCACCCAGGGGCCGUCUCGGGGCGCUGGGGCCUGGAAGGCUGCAGCCUCUUCUCUCUCUCCCCCGGGAGCGGCUCCACCCCUUUCCCCUCACUGCCUGCAGCCACUGCCCCCUCAGCAGCUGUGUCCCCAGCACAUGUCUGGUGGGGCCUCCCUCCCUUCCCUGUCCAGCGCAGCACUUGAAGCAGACAGCCAGGUUGCUAUCUAAUGGGGCUCCUGCACGGAGGUGGAAACCCAGCAAAGCCUGCCCUUUCUCUCUGCUGUACCCCUGAUCCACGAGGCUCCCGCCUCUUCCCUUACAUCCCUGGGUUUGGCGAAUCCCGGUAAGAGUGAGCAGUAGGAGGAUUCACCAAAGCUUCCAGCUUGCCUCCUGGAAGAAGGUCACUUUCUUUUGAGCAAAGGAGAAAACGGGAGAGGCCCGGGUGGCAUGAGCCACAGUUGCUCUGGGAGGGUUUUGGCACCUGGGGCUGGGUGGCUCGCCCUAAGCUUGCUCUGACAAAAGAGUUUUGAGUUGGUCUUUUGGCUGAGCCUGCCAAGGAAGGCAGGCUCCUGCAGGAGUCUUGGAGGGUCGGAUGCGGCGCCGGAUGAGACUGAGGCGUGGCGGAAGAUGCGUUUGGCUCUGCAGACACUGCAUCGGGCAGCAGGGGACUCUGGGAGGCUGGUGCAGCCAAGAAGGCAUGGCUCUUGACAGCCUUCUAGUAGAAUCUCUGGAAUUGUGCAUGACAGAAGAGGAAAGAAACUAACGGGUAUUGAGCACCUACUGUGUGCCAGGCCCAGGCCAGGUUCCCCCCACCUCCAGCCAGUCUGUGCAGACCUGUUGCCUGCUGUGUCAUCGGGAACGCAAAGGCUGGGAAGAAGGUCCUUCCCAGAAUGGACUGGUGUUGCAGGGUGAGAAGCUGCCCCCUGACUUCAUGCCAAAGCUCGUCAAGAAUCUCCUAGGCGAGAUGCCUCUGUGGGUCUGCCAGAGCUGCCGAAGGAGCAUGGAGGAAGAUGAAAGGCAGACAGGUCGAGAGCAUGCAGUGGCGAUCUCCUUGUCACACACAUCUUGCAAAUCACAGUCUUGUGGGGGUGACUCUCAUUCCUCUUCGUCCUCCUCUUCAUCAUCCUCGUCCUCGUCCUGCCAUGGGAACUCAGGGGACUGGGAUCCCAGCUCAUUCCUGUCAGCACAUAAGCUCUCGGGCCUCUGGAACUCCCCACACUCCAGCGGGGCCGUGCCGGGCAGCUCGCUUGGGAGUCCUCCUGCCAUCCCCGGUGAGGUUUUCCCCAUCUUGGAGCACCACCGGCACGCAGACCUCACUGCUCCACCCAACAGCCCCACUGGCCACCACCCCCAGCCAGCAUCGCUGAUCCCCUCUCACCCUGGAUCCUUUGGCUCAGCGCCUCACCCGCACCUGUUGCCUAGCACCCCAGCAGCGCCUUUCCCUGCCCAGGCUUCGGAAUGCCCUGUGGCUGCUGCCGCCGCCCCCCACUCCCCAGGGGCAUGUCAGAGCCCCCACCUGCCCUCCACCAGCAUGCCGCUCCUGAAGAUGCCUCCACCUUUCUCGGGGUGCGGCCACCCCUGUAGUGGGCACUGCAGCGGACCCUGUGGUGGGCCCUGCAAUGGGCCUCUGCUCCCAGCACCGAGCUCGCAGCAGCUCCCAAACACUCACAGCAGAGACUCUGGGUGCAAGGGACACAAGUUCCCACACAGUGGCCCGGCCUGCCCGCUGCCCCAGCCCUGCGAGGCAGACGAGGGUCUGGGUGAGGAAGAAGACAGCAGCUCGGAGCGCAGCUCCUGCACAUCAUCCUCCGCCCACCAGAGAGAUGGCAAGUUCUGUGACUGCUGCUACUGUGAGUUCUUCGGCCACAGUGCGCCACCCGCUGCCCCGACGAGUCGGAAUUAUACCGAGAUCCGAGAGAAGCUCCGCUCAAGGCUGACCAGGCGGAAAGAGGAGCUGCCCAUGAAGGGGGGCGCCCUGGGCGGGAUCCCUGGGGAGCCCGCCGUGGACCACCGAGAUGUGGAUGAGCUGCUGGAAUUCAUCAACAGCACGGAACCCAAAGUCCCCAACAGCGCCAGGGCCGCCAAACGGGCCCGGCACAAGCUGAAAAAGAAGGAAAAGGAGAAGGCCCAGUUGGCAGCAGAAGCUCUAAAGCAGGUGAAUCGUGGUGUUUCCGGAAACCGGGAGCAGAGGCCCACCAGGGAGAAGCUUUUGGAGUGGCCGGACCGGGAACUGGAUCGGGUCAGCAGUUUCCUGAGUGGCCGUCUACGCGAGAUCAAGAACACCGUCAAGGACUCCCUCCGCACUGGCUUCAGUGCGCAUGAGCUCAGCACCGACGGCAAUGGCUUCUCCAGUGAAGGGGCUGUUGAGCCAGAUCCCCAGAGCCUACCCCCCUCGAACCUCAAUGGCCCCUCAGAGCAUCACCCUGACAUCAACCUGGACCUGUCCCCUUUGACUUUGGGCUCCCCUCAGAACCACACGUUACAAGCUCCAGGCGAGCCAGCCCCACCAUGGGCAGAAAUGCAAGGCCCCCACCCACCGUGGACAGAGGUGAGGGGCCCCCCUCCCGGUAUUAACCCCGAGAAUGGGUUAGUGAGGAGACUCAACACUGUACCCAACCUGUCCCGGGUGAUCUGGGUCAAGACACCCAAGCCAGGCAACACCACCUCUGAGGAACCAAGCCCAAAGGAAGUCCCCAGUUGCAAGGAGGAGCUGCCUGAGUCUGUGGCCUCAGGUGGGAAGCCACGGAAAGGCAAAAGACAGGGCACUCAGGCCAAGAAGAGUGAGGCAAGCCCAGCUCCCCGACCCUUGGCCAGCCUGGAGGCUCCCAGUGCCAAGGGCCAGAACCCCAGCCCCAAGCAACCAGGCAAGGCCCCAGAGCCUCCCAAAGUGGGCAGCUGUGCGGAGUUCGGAGAAGGAAGCCGGGGGAGCCGGCCAGGACCAGGCUGGGCAGGCAGCCCCAAAGCUGACAAGGAGAAGGGCAGCUCAUGGCGAAACUGGCCAGGUGAGGCCAAGGCACGGCCUCCAGAGCAGGAGUCUGUGCAGCCCCCGGGCCCAGCAAGGCCACAGAGCUUGCCACAGGCCAAGGGCCGCAACCGCCGCAGCCGCAACAAGCAGGAGAAGUCGGCCUCUUCCUUGGACGAUGUGUUCCUGCCCAAGGACAUGGAUGGGGUGGAGAUGGAUGAGACUGACCGAGAGGUGGAGUACUUCAAGAGGUUCUGUUUGGAUUCUGCAAAGCAAACACGUCAGAAAGUUGCUGUGAAUUGGACCAAUUUCAGCCUCAAGAAAACUGCUCCCAGCACAGCUCAGUGAGCCGCUGCCAGGUCCAGCUUCUUCAGGGUGUCCAACUGCCAGCUGAAGGUCUACAGUUUCUUCCUCCUCCACAUCCCUACUCACCUGCCGAAGACCCUCCCAGCUCCCCACCAUCCCAGACUGACCAAAAGCUGAAUGGAUGCCAUGCCGAUCUGGGGCCCCUCAGGACCGCCACAGAGCCGCCUCCUGGUGCUACACAGCCUCCACACUCAGAGCCUGGGGGCUGGGCUGGCCUGUGGGCCGGGGGAUGACGGUACUGCUGGCCCAACACUGCUCUCUGUUUGGUUUUUUGUUUUUGUUUUAUUUUUUUUAAUUCUUUACUUUUGAUACUGUGAAGAUCUUUCCUGCGAAAGAUAAAGCAACAUUUGGACACAGA
Pteropus alecto (black flying fox) is the source of this 4061-nucleotide messenger RNA. It is a transcript of the gene FAM193B, whose product is annotated as family with sequence similarity 193 member B. Gene Ontology annotation, cellular component: cytoplasm; nucleus. Bases 1307 to 3685 code for a protein of 792 amino acids. The record is from RefSeq and is a predicted model, not a curated record. Lineage: Eukaryota; Metazoa; Chordata; Mammalia; Chiroptera; Pteropodidae. The transcript has 11 exons.